GGAACGACCGCCCUUUGAUACUUCUCUUUGUCUAUAAUUAUACCUCGCAUCUUCGGUAGAGCAAUGGAUAUCUAAUGCAUAAUGAAUUGCAGCGCGUUUCGGUCUGAAGACGUAUCCGAUACAGACAGGGGACGUGUACGUACCAAGUAGACGUGCAGUCUGCAGAUGUUAUCAGACGUUCGGGCGGGGAAGCUUCAGCUGCCUUGAACAUCACGCAUCUCCCAGUGCCAGUAGCCGACACAAGGAUCAACUGCCAAUGCUACGGUGGGAUAGUAGAUCAACUGCCAAUGCUACGGUGGGAUAGUAGAUCAACAUCUGGCAAUAUUGUCAAUCACCAAAAACACCGCUCGAAAUGGCUGUCAGCGAGGUCCAAGUCUUUAGGCUGGACAUCGCGUCCCAGUUCCAUCACCUGACAGAUCGCGAAAAACGAUAUGCGCAUCACAUGGCUCGUGCUGCCUGGUUCGGGACAAGAAUCAUCCUCCGACAGGUUUCUCCCGAAUCGCCCGCCAUCUUCGACUUCAUACUCGAGCUACAUCGCACCUGCUCUGGAGCCUGGGGUUCACUGAUAGGGCCAGACGUCAGCAGCGAGGACAUCCGACGCCUGCUGACGUACGCUGCUACUUUUCUCUCCAACGUGGGGAACUUCUAUGGUUCCGGUGACCAAAAGUUCGUCCCCGGGGUAGAACGCACCGUCCUCGAGGCACUAGCUACCAGAUCUCCCGUGUUGACAAGCUUAUAUGAGGAGAUAUCCGAGCAAAUAGAAGCCAGACCACCUUUCAGCCUCGGUUACCCAAGUGAGACGGCGCAGAGCAGCUAUUAUCCCGGGGGCCUAAUCAGCGAGUCAGACAUCACUCCAGUGUCAAAGAUCCUCGAACAAAAUUCCGUGUUUCCGGAGAACACCAGACUUCAAAGAAAGGCGGAUGGCGCUGGAUUGGAAGUCCUCCUCGCUUCCGUUCAUGACGGAGAGAUUGCUCGAUUCCCCCUUCCCGACGGUAAAGGGUCCGUGAGACUCGUCGGUGGAGAUCACUCAACCGAACUUGAGCGAGUGUGUGAUGAGCUAAAGAAAGCGUCAAAAUACGCGGCGAACGAUCUACAAACACAAUUCCUCAAUGCGUAUGUUGAAAGCUUCCAAAGCGGCAGCCUGGACACGUACCGCGACUCCCAACGGCUUUGGGUAAAUGACAAGGCGCCCAGGGUGGAGAACAUCUUUGGGUUCGUCGAGCCAUAUCGCGAUCCGCAUGGCAUCCGAGCAGAAUUCGAAGGUCUUGUGGCUAUCGCAGACGACGAAGAAACCAGACUCUUGUCCAAGCUAGUGGAGAGCUCGUCGACCUUCAUCCGCCGGCUGCCCUGGGCCACACCAGAGAAUGAUGGUAAAGGGCCGUUUGAGAAGAAUCUAUUCGAGCCGCCAGACUUCUCCAGCAUUCACUCGCUUGCGUACUGCUCGAGCAUCAUAUUCCCAGGAAUCAACCUACCAAACUACAACGAUAUUCGGCAGGAGGAUGGAUUCAAGAAUGUGAUUAUCGCGAAUCGAAUGGUCACCGAAAGCCAAGCCCAGCAGUAUCCCUUCAUUGACGCUUCCGAGGCCGAACAAUUCAAGAAGCAUAAGUACCCAGCGUAUUACUGGUGGGUCGUACUCCACGAGCUGCUCGGCCAUGGUACAGGGAAGAUGAUGGUGGAAGGGGUGGACGGAAGUUUCAAUUUCGAUGUCGAAAAUCCGCCCAUGAACCCAAUCACUGGAAAACCCAUUACGUCGUGGUACAAGCCAGGUCAAACGUGGACUGGCGAAUUUGGUGACUUGGCAACCACUGUUGAUGAAUGCAGGGCGGAACUCGUGGGUGCCUAUUUGAUGGACGACCUGGAGCUUCUUGAGAUGUUUGGCUUCAAUGAUGACUCCGAGAUCCGCGCUGAAGACCUGACCUACAAUCUGUACCAGCAGUUAGGUACUGAUGGUUUGCGAGGACUUUCCAACUUCAACGUUGAUAGCGGCAAAUGGGGCCAAGCCCACAGUCGUGCACACUUUGCUAUGUUGAAGUGCUUGCUACAGGACGGCGGCGGCGUCAUCGUCAUCACCCACAACAAGCCAAAGAAGAGUCUGACGGUUCAGGUAGACCGUUCCAAGAUUCGCACGCAUGGGAAGCAAGCCUUAGGAAAGAUGCUCCUGCAUCUGCACAUGUUCAGAUGCACAGCUGACUCAAAAGGCUGUCGGGCGUACUAUGAGAACCUGUCGAGGGUGAACGGGGAAUAUGUCGACUGGCGGGAGACAGUGCUUGCAAAUAAGCCCCCGCCCCUUGUCUUCGUCCAUGCAAACACGUUCCUGGCAGAGGAUACCGUCUCAUUGAAGGAGUACGAACCAACAGUCGAAGGCAUCAUUGAGAGCUGGGCGCAGCGGAAGGUCUGA
Emericellopsis atlantica is the source of this 2398-nucleotide messenger RNA. RefSeq names its product peptidase family M49-domain-containing protein. The record is from RefSeq and is a predicted model, not a curated record. Gene Ontology annotation, cellular component: cytoplasm. The transcript is spliced from 8 exons. Lineage: Eukaryota; Fungi; Ascomycota; Sordariomycetes; Hypocreales; Bionectriaceae. Gene Ontology annotation, biological process: proteolysis. Bases 353 to 2398 code for a protein of 681 amino acids. Gene Ontology annotation, molecular function: dipeptidyl-peptidase activity; metalloexopeptidase activity.